Strigops habroptila (Kakapo) is the source of this 2589-nucleotide messenger RNA. Its product is annotated as C-C motif chemokine 3-like. The record is from RefSeq and is a predicted model, not a curated record. Gene Ontology annotation, biological process: G protein-coupled receptor signaling pathway; cellular response to tumor necrosis factor; chemokine-mediated signaling pathway. The coding region runs from base 2022 to 2294 and encodes 90 amino acids. Gene Ontology annotation, molecular function: CCR chemokine receptor binding; chemokine activity. Lineage: Eukaryota; Metazoa; Chordata; Aves; Psittaciformes; Psittacidae. The transcript has 3 exons. Gene Ontology annotation, cellular component: extracellular region.
GGCAUUAAACCAGAAAAACUCAUGCAAAUCUUCAGUCCUCUGAGAAACUGAGCCUUUUCCUUCUGCUUUUGUGCAUCCAGAGACAUUUGACAAGCAGACGCAUUUACAGCAGGUACUACCUCUCCUGCAAGCCCUUCUCAAAUGCCUUAGAUGAAGACCCAGGUCACCAAAGGAUUUAUUCAUUUGUAGCCCUAGGUACAGAGUGGCUUAAGCAGAAACAGCUCAAACAUGGCCAGUUGGAGAAGAGAGCUGGAGGGGUUGUUUCUGUUCAUACCACUGCCCAGCACAUCAGCGCUGCCUACCUCCUCCUGAAGGUCUCCAGUGAGAUGAUUUACACCCGUUCUCAUCUCUGCCUCAUCUUUCCUAAAAGAAACGAUCAUGAUUAGGCAAAAACCUAACCCUACACCUCCUCUCAAACAAGAGAUGCUCAGAGGGAUGCAUCCUUCAGACAGAGACCCUCCGGCAGUGGGAGGUUUAUCCCUGUGUGUGAACAGGGAGCAUUGCCCCUGCCAUGAGGUGAGGAUGAGAGGAUGGGUACAACUAUUGCUCAGCAUCUCCAUGAGUUAGACUUCUCCCUUGAAUCAGGGAAUUAGUCAUGCCCGAGCAAGGGUCAGGAGGCAGAGGUUUGCCUGUGAGCUGGGCAGCAAACCCUUUGAGGCACCACGGAGCAGCAUCAGGGCAAAGCCAGUAAAAGGGGGAAAAAAAGGAGAAAGGAACAAGUUCAACAGCUCUUUCUGGAUGUGCACCAGUGGGGCAUUUGGGAAUUACCCUCUGGAAUUGCAACUGCUGCCCCUUUUCAGUCAUGCUAUGAUCUCCUGGAGGUUUCAUCUGCAAGGCUGCAAUGAGCUGAUCUCAGGGGGCACCAUCAGAAUCCUCUCCUCCAGCUCUUGUUUUUAAUUCCCUAUGUCCUGACACACAUGUAUUUGCUUUUUGAGGGGCUAAGCCAGUAAAGAGAGCUUAAAUUGGAUGAAAUUCUCCUGCUUGGGAGGAAGUGGGCAAGCAGUAAUUGCAGUAACUUGACUGUCAGGAGGUUGCAGACUGCAGCCCAAAACUGAGAUUCUUAGGGAGGUAUCAAUCCUCUAUUCACUCUGGGGACCAACAGGGUAGCAGGCUAGGCUGCAGCCUGAGCCCACUGCUCCAGCCCUGGAGCGAGGCAAGAGUCCAGCCCCUACUCUGGUAGGGUUCUCCAUGGUUCUCCAUGUCUCUGCAACCUCUCCAGCAUGAGGAUAAAGUUUUUGACCAUAUUACCAGCAAAAAGGGGAUAAAUGUGAGGACAAACACCACCACUCCCCCCCCCCCAUGACUUCUAGCUCAACACAACCUCGGUCCUACAUGAUCUUUCCUUGCCUACGUGUCCAACCAAGAAUGAGGGCUAUCAGGGGAGAUAAAUGUAUGUGCAGUGCAUCGUUAUGGAGCUAGCUCUGUAUCCUUGCUGUGACCAGUGGAGCAGGGUGAGAAGGGUGAUUUGUGCCAAAACUGGGGCUAAGCUGGGAGUUUUCUCCUGGCAGUGGUUUUCUGCCAGCAAUAGCAGCAGAGCCUGGGGGUGUCCAUCCACAGAGCAGCUCCUCAGGCCCCCAACACAGUGGUGCUCCAGAGCACAUCCCUGCCUGGAGCUUGCUGGUGUUGCUGCACGGCUGCCUGCUUGGGAUUGCCACUGGGGCUCUGGCCAUGGACCUUUGUGCCCCAGCGUGGCUCAUGGCUUGUGGGAUCCUUGCAGCAGUGGUAGGGUUGGUGUUGUGGGGGUUUGAGCUGCCUGCGGGGCACCCAAAUAGAAUCUGAAAGUCGCAGCUCAUGGCCAGCGCUUCCCUUUCUGCGGUUUCCUUCUCCAGCUCAGCAAAUCUGGCUGCUCUGACACAAUUUUCCUGGUAUGAUGGACUAAUUUUCUUUCCUUGAAACCCUGUGCCCGCCCCGCGGCCAGGGAUAAAAGGAGGGCAUGGCCACAGGGCUGAGCAUUGCGCAGAGGAGAGCCCUGCAGACCCCAGCUCCAGCCCUGCUUGCAGAUCCCUCAGCCCCGCAGCACCAUGAAGGUCUCCGCAGCCGCUCUGGUCGCUCUCCUCCUCGUGGCCGCCUGCUCCUCAUCUGAGGCCCAUCUCGACGGUGUCCCCACCACGUGCUGCUUCAGCUACCACGAGCGCCCCAUCCCACGGCGCCUCAUCACCUCUGCCUAUAUCACCAGCAGCAGCUGCAGCCAGCCAGGAGUGAUCAUGGUCACCAAGAAGAAGGAGCUGUGCACAGACCCCCGGGCACCCUGGGUGCAGGCACAUCUGAAGCACUUCCAGACCCUGAAGAACUGAUCCUUCCCCGCUGCCACCGCUGAUGCUCCUCAUGCUUCCCCGGCGGGCUUGGCUUCCAGCCCCAGGCACGCAAGAGAGCACUUAAAUUGCAGCCUUCUUCAAUGGGAAAGCUUAUUCUAUUUAACUUAUUUAAGUUAAACAAAGUAUUUUUUGCUAAGAAAAGGAGAAAAAAAACCCCAAAAAUAAAAUGUAUAAAAGUAAUAAUUUAAGCUGAAAAUAAUUUAAGCCAUAUAAAUUUGCUUGUUAAUGAAGAGUCAGGAGUUUUGAUGCCUAAAUAAAGUGUUUGUGUUUUCAA